Molecule: messenger RNA, 867 nt
Organism: Dendrobium catenatum
Lineage: Eukaryota; Viridiplantae; Streptophyta; Magnoliopsida; Asparagales; Orchidaceae
Product: mannose-specific lectin 1-like
Exons: 1
Coding region: 1-867 (288 amino acids)
Source: RefSeq, a predicted model, not a curated record
AUGGCACCCUUCCUCACCACCAUUUCCACAUCCCAAUUCUUCUUCUUCUUCCUCACUCUCAUGACCUUCCUCCUCAACCUUUGCACCGGCGACUACGUCCUCUACAACGGCGAAGUCCUCAUGCCCGGCCAAAACCUCACCAACGGUCCCCACCACCUCUCUAUGCAACCCAAUUGCGACCUCGUCCUCCAUCAUUCCGGCAAGCUAGUCUGGACUACCAAUUCCACCUUCAACUCCUCCAGCAAUUACAACAAUGGAAGCUGCUACGCUGCUCUGAAGCAGAACGGCGAACUAGUCGUUCGUCGCGACGUCCACUAUAUUUUAUGGACAAGCGCCAAAAAGGCUAAGAAGGGCAAAUACGCUCUCGUCCUCGACUCCACGGGUCGACUCGGGAUCUACGGGUCACGUCGAUGGGUAAGCAACAACCCAAAGGAACACGGCCCGGGGACCCGACCUGGCCCAACAAAAGAUACAGAGUAUGUGCUGCAUUCCGGCAAGCGACUGUUGAUGGGGAAGCAGCUCAAGUACAGGGAGUAUGAGCUGAGCUUGAGCAAGAACUGUAAUUUGGUGAUAAAUAGUACGAGAAGUGGGAGGACAUUGUGGCAGACUAAUACGAAGGCUGCUACUUGUUUUUUGGAGUUGGAGAACAAUGGAGAGUUGAUGGUCAAGCAUGGAAGCCAGAGGAUUUGGAGCAGUAAUAGGAAAGGAGAUAAAGGGAGGUACAUCGCUGUGCUGCAAUUCGAUGGCCGGUUUGCAGUUUAUGGACCGAUAUUAUGGUUCAAUGCUAAGUUUGAUGAUUCAACUAAGAAUGAUUACCCGCCCAUUGACUUGAUUAAGGAGGAGAUAAUAACGUGGGAAAUGGAUUAG